AUGUUUACAAAAGUACUGCUCUCUACACAUCAUACCCAUAGUGGUUACAGUGAUGAUACUCUCGCUGCCUUGAAAAAUGUCAGUUUUACUCGAGAAGUUGAUCAAAGAAUUGGGCUUUGUGGUUUUGAUAAUCCAAUGCGAGAUCAAAAAACUGAUGAACUGAAGAGACACAUUGGACAAGGUGUCAAAAUAAAAAUGGAUGAUGCCGGCAAUAUACUUGUCCGUCGCUAUGCCAAAAGUAAUGUGUACGUCAAAAGUACCGCCAGCAAUGCAAGUGAAGAGACUUCAAUUGGUGCUGAUAUCUUAAAGUUGCCAAAUCAAGCAUUAGAAAGUGAAAAAAUAGUCAAGUUAUUCGACAUGAAAAAAUUCCAGUCGAACGUUAUUCGUGAACUCCGACGCGCUUAUCCUGAUCGUCGUCGCUUAGAGACUCAAUGCCUUUCGGCAGUGGCCUUUGUCAAGUCUGAGAAUGACAUUUUGGAGUGCCCCAUAUGGGUGCUCAUUGUAAAUGUGGUAGCUAUGGACAUGCUGAAGAGCAAAAUGCCACCAGUACAACGUCCUAUGAUGGUUGAUAUCAAAAAUCGUCCACGAAUUCCAAUACCAGAUGAGGAUCCAUACAGCGUAGCUGGAAAUGCAAGCGGUGGCAGUUCAGGCAGUUCUGGUUUCGGUGGUAGUGGAAAUAAUAGCCACCAACAGUCAGUUAAUGGUAGCAUUGUAAAUGGCAACAGCAAUAAUUCCAGUAGCAUCGGCACUAUGCAAUUAAAUGGCAACAGCAAUGGCAGCACUGGUGGACAUGUUGCAGCUACACGCGAGCAACUAUUGCUACAGACUCAACAACUGGCACACAAACGCAGUGAAAAGCCACCAAAACUACCACCAAGGGAUAAUAUAUACUCACAUGAUUUGAUUCCAAAGCCGGACUAUGAUGAUAUUGAUGUGGAAAGUAGAAUCAAAUUAUCUCGUGGCAAAUCAGAUAAAGGAAAAGAUAAUAAAAAAUAUGAUGAUCCUUACUAUUGUGGCUUACGUGCACGAGUACCAAAUUUCGUAAAAUCUUCAAAAUCGGCCAAAGACCACAAAGAUGGACAUCCUUUGAACAGCAGCAGCAACAACGGUAGCAAUAAUGCCAUGAGCACACUCUCACAAAAGAAGACUUCGAUGAUGCACAUGCCAAUGCAUGCACCGACUCCACCACAUAUGCAUCCACACCACAUACAACAGCAACAAAUGAUGGCAGUAGCAGCAGCACAUGCAGUACAUCAUCCAGUAGCAGCACAUCAUCACCAUCACCAGAUGUGGCCAUCACGCAAUUUCGACAAUAAUGGCGCUUUAGGUAUUUAUAAUUCAAUAACACCGACCUAUCACGUGGACCACGCGUACAAUCAAACUAUCGCGGACUCUAUGCACGGACAUGGACGAACUAAUGGACAUAUAAAUGCACAAGCAACAACACAUGCACAUUUACCCAAACAAAUACAAUAUCGACAACACCAUCGGCAUCAUAGUCGUAGCUGUAGACGUACACAGCAACAGCCCCCGCUCUCACCGCCCAGUCGCCCACGCACUAGCCAUAAGCAAGUAAAUUGUAACUGUGUUAGUUGCUAUACAUUGGCACCACUUUUUGGUGCAGUCACACCAGCUCGACCUCCACGUAGUCUUAGUCAACAGCAACUACGUCAACAUCAUCUGUUAAGCGGUAGCUUGAAUGAAGCACCACCGCCUAAGGGGCUAGUUAAGUGGUGCAGUGAAAGCGAUAUAUCCGAACUAGAUCGCAGUGGCUUUGACGAUGAUUAUGAUUAUAGUAAAAACUAUGCUUACUAUGGCAACGAACAAAGUUGCAGCUACGAUGAAGACUUUGACUUUGACUUGAAUAUGGAUUUUGAGGAUGAUGUAACCUACGCACGUCGCUUUACAAAACCAACGCUGAAGGAACAUACCUACAAGGAUCACGAUGUAAAGCAUAAUGGCGAGUUUAUUUAUGGCAAUCGCAGGAAUGAAGAACUCAGUUUAAGUGACAUAUACUUAGAUAAAACUAAACUCAGACAAUUACGUUCACCAGCGCCACCACAACCACCACAGGAGUUGAGCAAUUCAAACGAAAAUGUGAAAAGAAAUGGCACUGCACUCUUGACCACACGCAACAAAUCACAUUCUACAGAAAGUUGUUUCACUGAACAGCCAAACGAAGAAAUUGCGUACAUGUAUGGAGGACGGAAACGUAUAACCAAAGUUCCUUCAGCUGCGAAUAUAUAUGACAGAGUCCGAAACUCUAUUGAUUCGGAUGGCACUUAUGCUAGCGCAAAGUUUAGCACGAAUCUAAAAUCAAAUGAACAACGGACUGCUAAUUCGACAAUGACGACUCAAAAGAGUAAUGAUUCAAAGAGCUCAAAGCCAUUAUUGCCAGCUCCAUGUUGGCGUGGAAAACGCGCUGAAUCCUUUAAAGAACCAAAUAAGAAUGUCAAAGAGCAAAAGAAAAGUUUCAUUAGUAAUAUAUGUUCGGGAACAAAAAUGAAAACCUUAGAAGCAAACUCGCAGCAACAAAAAAAUAAAUCUGACAACAAUAACAAUAAUAAAAACAAAAAUAAUAAUUUGAAUAUCAACGAAAAAAACAAGCAAAUUACAACAGCCCCCACUACGAACCCAUCAAAUAAAACGACUAUGAAUACCACAGUAACUGCCCAGGCAACGACAGCUAAAACAAACACUGACAAGGCGACUCAGGCAAAACACAUACUGCAACAACAACAACCGCAACAUCAACAUCAAAGAGUUAGCCGUCUUGACAUUAGUGACAUGGAAUCCAUUUAUGGUUAUCUGAAACCCAGAAAGCCACGCAGUCUGAGUCUUAAGAAAAUUCAAAUUCUCGACUAUUAAAAGAGAAGAGAUUAUGUGUAAAUGUUAGAGAUGAUGGGGUUAAUCGGGGUAGUGCAAUAAAUACUCGUACAUAUUUAAAAGGUCUUUUUACUAUGUGUUGUUGAAACCCACCUAUAGAGUUAUAUAAAUGCUGUAAAUUUAUAUAUAUGCUUAACUUAAUAUAUAUCCAAUCCUCCCAGUUAAGAAUUCCCUUGCCAUAAUUUUGUAGACCCCGACGCAAUAAAAAAAAUAAUACUUAAUGCUGCUUGUUGUUGU
Teleopsis dalmanni is the source of this 3123-nucleotide messenger RNA. RefSeq lists its product as uncharacterized. The record is from RefSeq and is a predicted model, not a curated record. The transcript is spliced from 7 exons. NCBI's taxonomy places the organism in Eukaryota, Metazoa, Arthropoda, Insecta, Diptera, Diopsidae. The coding region runs from base 1 to 2868 and encodes 955 amino acids. Gene Ontology annotation, molecular function: protein binding. Gene Ontology annotation, biological process: regulation of DNA-templated transcription.